This is a messenger RNA of Protopolystoma xenopodis, 210 nucleotides long. NCBI's taxonomy places the organism in Eukaryota, Metazoa, Platyhelminthes, Monogenea, Polystomatidea, Polystomatidae. The record is from the annotation of a GenBank genome assembly.
AUGGAGCUACUAGAGGGGGCUUCAUUAGGAGAACAUAUUCUUGCUUUUGCUGAGCGCAAUGACCGCUUUCAAGAGGAACGUGUCUGGAACAUAUUUAUUCAGCUUACACUCGCUCUUCGCUAUCUUCACAAGGAAAAGUCUAUAGUGCAUCGUGAUCUGUCACCUAAUAACGUUAUGCUCGGAGAGCAAGAUAAGGCAAGAUAUGAUUAA